UGCUUACCUUGCGCCCGAUCACUGGCCGCGCGGGGAAACAUGGCAGCCGGCAUUCGCCAAGUUCAGGCCGCAAUCCAGGAAGCCUUGCACCAUAUUGCGAAGCUGGAGGAUACCAAAGACGAGGUGUCCAACAACAUCCAGCGCUACAGCCAGGCACUUGCUGAGUUGGAUCGAAAGGCGCCAGCACUUGGGCAGCUGACUGUGCCCGGGACACUGGUGGCACAUGUGGACGAGGCGGGCGAUCCCCAGAAGUGGUGUCAUUCGGUGGCAAAGCGCUACGCUGCCACAAUGAAGGAGGCUCAGGGGCGGCGAGACCCCCUGAGAAGCCUCAGCAGGUCUUUGCGCUCCAAAGGUUGGGCGCUAUCCUCGCUUGCCAGGCUGGCGACUGUUCAAAAGACCAGGGGUUGGUGGGAUGGGCCCGUUGACAGCUCGACCAGUUGUUCCCGUCCAAGUGGGAAGCUUCAGCUUUGGCAAUGGAAUGGGACGACCCAGGCCAGAGGCUCCGGAAGCUGGCGAAAGGGAGGCGAAGCGGAGGCGCGAGGCAGCUGCGCAACCCGGGCCGGAAAAGAAUGAGAGCCAGA
Molecule: messenger RNA, 581 nt
Organism: Effrenium voratum
Lineage: Eukaryota; Dinophyceae; Suessiales; Symbiodiniaceae
Source: the annotation of a GenBank genome assembly